AUGUACCUCCAUUGUCUCACCGGGGAUCGUCCCAGGCAGUGGCUCCGGUGGCUUCCCUGGGCCGAGUAUAUCUACAACACCGCCUACCAGAAAGCGACCCAAGAAACUCUGUUCAAGCUUGUGUAUGGCCGUGACCCUCCCACUAUUCGCUCUUACGAGCCAGGCGAUACACGGGUGGCCGCAGUGGCCAGGAGCAUGGCGGAGCGCGACGAGUUACUCGCGGACCGCGCCGCGUGCUCUCUCAACCUGCCAACCAGGGGCAAGCUCAAGCCACGCUUCUAUGGGCCGUACCGCAUUUCAGAGGUCGUCAACGACGUGGCCUACCGCCUUGAACUUUCGGCACGCUCGCGCCUCCAUGACGUGUUCCACGUGGGCCUCCUCAAGAAGUUCUUCGGCACGCCUCCAACUGCACCACCGGGAUUGCCUCUGAUCCACAACGGGGCGGCUGUUCCAGAACCGGAGCGCGUGACUCAUGCACGACUAGCACGCGGCGUUCACCAGCUGCUCGUCCACUGGAAGGGUGAAGCAGCAUCAUCAGCUACAUGGGAGGAUCUUGACAGUUUCGUCGAGCGCUACCCCGCUUUUCAGCUCAAGGACGAGCUGCUCGUCGAGGGGGGGGGGGGAGAUGUCAUGUGGGGCACGGCCUACAGCUCCACCAGCAGCAGCAAGAGCACGAGGCUAGACGCGGCCGCGUUCCGCCACGUGCGCAACUUCCGGCCGCAGGCCGUGCCGGCAUGCCGGCCCGUCCGCGAGCUGCGCCUCCCGUCGCGGAACCUGACGGGCGCCGUGGCGUGGGCGGCGCUCGCGAACCUCUCCGCCCUCGCCGCGCUCGACCUCUCCGGCAACGCGCUCCAGGGCGCCAUCCCCGGCGGCUUCUGGCGCGCGCCGGCGCUCCGCGCCGUCGACGUGUCGCGGAACCAGCUCGGCGGCUCGCUGCGGGUCGAGCCCAACACGCGGCUGCUGUCCCUCAACGUGUCCGGCAACCGCUUCACCGUCGUCGCGGGCGUCGACGGCCUCCCGGGGCUCGACGCGCUCGACGUGUCCGCGAACAGGAUCCGCGCGGUGCCGCAGGGGCUGAGCCGGCUGACGCGAUUGCGCCGGCUCGACCUCUCCCGGAACGCGAUGCGCGGGAGGUUCCCCGGCGACCUGCCCCCGCUCGAUGGACUCCGCUUCUUGAACGUCUCGUACAACAACCUGUCCGGCGCGGUGAACGCCAGCGCGGUGAAGAGGUUCGGGCCCUCGGCGUUCGUCCACGCCGGCAAUGCUUCGUUGGUGUUCUCGAAGGACUCCCCUGCGCGGCCCAGGCGGCCUCCGCCGCCACCGCGAACAAAUGGAAAGAAGGAUCACGCGAGGACGGCAAAGAGCACGGCAACGAAAAGGAAAAGGAAGAAGCAUCUGGGCGUGGUCGCCGUGGCGAUCGUGUGCGGGGUGGCGUCCGUGAUCGUCCUGCUCUGCUUGGUCGGAUCCGUGGCGUGCGGGGUGGUGAGGUGCCGGAGCAGGAAGCACGGAGACAAGGAGGCGGAGGAGAAGAAGGUGCAGUGGGGCGAGAAGGAAGAAGACGAGGUGGUUGUGGCGGCGGCAGCAGGAAAGGGGGCAUCGGCCGCGCCGGUGGUGCUCUUCGAGCGGCCGCUCAUGGAGCUGACGCUGGCCGACCUCGCCGCGGCCACUUCCGGCUUCGGGCGCGAGUCCCAGCUCGCGGAGCGCGGUGGCCGCAGCGGCGCCGCGUACCGCGCCGUUCUGCCUGGGGACCUGCACGUCGUCGUGCGCGUCGUGGAGGGCGCCAUGGCCGGGGUCGGGGAGGACGACAACCCGGCCGCCGCGGCCGCGGCGUUCCGGGAACUCGCGCGGCUCCGGCACCCCAACAUCCUUCCGCUCAUCGGAUACUGCAUUGCAGGGAGGGAGAAGCUGCUGCUGUACGAGUACAUGGAGAAAGGCGACCUCCACCGGUGGCUGCACGAGCUGGAGCUGCCGGCGGGGCGGCCGGACUUGGACGACACCGGCGGCGACAUCUGGGAGGCGGCGGAGGACAGGCGGUCGAUAUCCGACUGGCCGACGCGGCACCGGAUCGCGCUGGGCGUCGCCCGGGGCCUGGCGUUCCUGCACCAGGGGUGGGCCGGGUCCGGCCGGGCCGUGGUGCACGGCCACCUGGUCCCGACCAACGUGCUCCUCAGCGACGACCUGGAGCCCCGGAUCUCCGACUUCGGGCACCUCAGCGGCGGCGACGGCGACGACAACGCGACGCCGGAAGCGGACGUGUACGGGUUCGGCGCGCUGGUGCUGGAGCUGAUGACGGGGCAGGCAAGGUGGGACGAGGCGUCGGUGAGCUGGGCGCGCGGGCUCGUCCGCGACGGCAAGGGGCUGGACAUCGUGGACCCGCGGGUGCACGGCGGCGAGGCGGCGGAGCGGGAGAUGGUGGAGUGCCUGCGCGUGGGGUACCUGUGCACGGCGCACUCGCCGGACAAGCGGCCGACGAUGCAGCAGGUGGUGGGCGUGCUCAAGGACAUCCGGCCUCGCCCGCUCGACGGCGGCGGCGACGCGUGAUCAUGCCAUGCACUGCCAGUGUGCCGCGUGUGAACUGCGUGCGUGGCUCUGCCAGCCACCAUCACAUGCCUCCGCUCGAGUGCACCAGCACCAUAGUACACGUCACAGCCUUUCCUUUUUCUACUGUAUGUAUGAUCGGCAGGCCUCGUACGAUGUGCAGUAGCGGUGGCGAUGGGGAACAUUUGAUUUCAAACCAUUUCUCACAUAAAUGCGUUCCCGCCAUUGAAUUGCAAAAGCUUGCACCGCAGGAGCAUGAACACCGUAAAUGCG
This is a messenger RNA of Triticum aestivum (bread wheat), 2811 nucleotides long. RefSeq names its product calmodulin-binding receptor kinase CaMRLK. The record is from RefSeq and is a predicted model, not a curated record. Lineage: Eukaryota; Viridiplantae; Streptophyta; Magnoliopsida; Poales; Poaceae. Gene Ontology annotation, biological process: protein phosphorylation. The transcript has 4 exons. Bases 1 to 2541 code for a protein of 846 amino acids. Gene Ontology annotation, molecular function: nucleic acid binding; protein binding; protein kinase activity.